Messenger RNA from Heterostelium album PN500, 1221 nucleotides. RefSeq lists its product as uncharacterized. The transcript has 4 exons. Gene Ontology annotation, molecular function: ATP binding; protein kinase activity. Bases 1 to 1221 code for a protein of 406 amino acids. The record is from RefSeq and is a predicted model, not a curated record. Gene Ontology annotation, biological process: protein phosphorylation. NCBI's taxonomy places the organism in Eukaryota, Evosea, Eumycetozoa, Acytosteliales, Acytosteliaceae.
AUGAACAAGGACACAAAUAUCAUAUUAAUCGGAAAUAUUAAAACUAAUGAUGAGAUAGUAGUACCAGAUACAGUCGAUACUCAAUAUCAAUUAAUAUUAAUCUUUUUAGAUUCACUCUUAAAUCUAUCGGCGAUACUUUUAAACAAAUCAGAAUCAUACACAAUCUAUAUUCAAGAAAGUCAAUUCAAAUACACGUUUGACUAUUUCAAACAAACACACAUCAUUAAUAACAAACGAUAUCAUUUAAUAUCAAGAUUUACAAACAGUAAUAAGAUCAAUGAUGUAUAUUUAGUGUGUGGUACUGAUGAUAAUUCUUUUGAUAAAAGAUUGGUAAGAUCAUUUUUCAAAGUAAUUAAUCAAUUGACAAUCAUAAAACUAACAAAAUCAAUUCAAAAGUAUGUUUAUAAAAAGAUAAACUAUAAAGAUAAUCAGAAAUCUUAUGAAAGAGCUGAGAAUGAAAUCAAAUCAAUGAAAUUACUCAAAGGUAAUCAAAGAUUUGUUCAACUUGUUGACUAUCAUCAUGAUAAAGACAAUCAAAUCUUUCAUAUCAUCACUCAAUAUUGUAAAGAUGGUGAUCUUUCUCAAAAGUAUAAACAUUUAACUGAUCUAAAUCUAUAUGAAUAUAUUACAAUUAACCACAUUUAUAUUGAACAUAAAAAUAGAAUCUUUGAAGAAUCAGAUAUUAGUCGAUAUAUUUCAGAACUUUCCAAUAUUCUUUUGGAUCUUGAAAAACAUGGAAUUGUUCAUUGUGAUAUCAAACCAUCAAACAUAUUCAUUGAUUAUGAAUUUUAUGGUACUAUGAUUCUUGGUGAUUUUGGAUGUUGUAAAUUCAUUGAUCAAUCAACAAUCAUUGGAUAUCAAGAUUCAAAUGUAUUUUUCAAGGCACCUGUUGUCAUAACAAGUGUUUCAAAUUCGAAAGAAAUAUCAGAUCCAACUAUUUUUGAAAUGUAUCCAAACACACUUAUAAAUGCAACUCGUGGAACAAUUGGUUAUAUUGCACCAGAAGCAAUGAAACGACAAUAUGCACAAUCAUGUGACAUCUUUUCAAUUGGAUCAACAAUUCUCAAAUUAUUAUGUUGUUUUAUAUACACUCUUUUCUGGAACGCUGAUAAACCUAUAAAUAGUAUUAAUGUACUCUAUUCAUCAACUGCAACUGUUAUUGGUCCAGUUAAAUAUUCUAAAGAGUGUAUGUAUUACAAUAGAAAUAUCAUUUUGAAAUAA